UUAAAGAGGAAAGAGGCAAACAAGAUCGAGACGUCGGUUGACGACUCACCUGGCCAGUAGCAUGUAACUGUAUGAGUAGUAGUAGUAGUAGUUUCAGUGUACAGAAGAUUGUUGGCUUGACAUUCUGGGGCUGGAUAACUGAACGUGACUGAACACUGGAGACACUUCAACCCGGAGUUUCUGUGCUGUUGUGAACGAGUUGGAUUCGAAGGUGCAUAACUAGUAACUAGCAUCCACCUUAGCAUUGUUUUAAUGGCCGCCGCGCUGUGGAGCUAAGCCAGCUGCCUCAGCGAGUAGAGCACCGCCGUUUGUUCUCGGAUUGUGAGGCUUCGCCUGGACCAUUGCCAGUGUGCCUAAUCGUCGGUCGGAUUGGACGUUGUUAUUGACCACCUGUGGAUUUCCCCGCACUCAAGCUUCAUGUCUCAUGCCAGCAACGCGCGGGCCAGUGAAGGAGAGAGCUGCACAGGAAUGAGGCUAGAACAGGAAAUCCAGAUUGCUGCAUAGAGAAGGGGCAGAGGCAUGGCCCUGCGGACGUCUCCAUUUCCGAAUGGGUUUGCCGCUGGCAUCCAUGCUGUUGGAUGGGCAUUCAUCCUGCCUUGCUUUUGGUUUCUUGAUCGCCUCAUUGCUGUGUGCAAGUCCACCACCUUGGAGCAAACCCAGCGACUGGAGCAGGAAUGCUACCUCUACCCCCUCAAGGUCUUCUUCGGCUCCAUUAUCUUCUUCAUUCUUUUUCUCGCUACGGCCCCCUUGGCCUUCCUAGGCUUUCUGCUCUGGGCACCUCUUCAGGCCUGCCGCAGGCCCUUUCACUACCACAGAGAGACACCAUCCUCACUGGAGAAGGAGACACACAUGGGCUUUGAGCUGGUAGGAAAGGCAUCAUUUGGAUUUGCCACAGCCAACCUUUGUCUCUUGCCUGACAGCCUGGCUCGUUUCAACAACCUGGGACACACCCAGCACAGGGCGGCGGCCAUUGGUCAGCGCAUUGUGCAGGGUGUGUGCCGACCCCAUAUCCGCAUCUUUGUUGACUCCCCCAGCAGCUGUGGGACUCUCAGCCCCUCCAACAGCAUACUCCCCGCAGUUAACUCAUCUACAUAUGGGGCUACUGAUAGACAAGCACAGUCCCCAGUGGGUCACCAUUCAGACUUAGCUGAAGGACACGUUUCAGUCCCAAAGUCCAAUAGUAGCGUGGUUUGUGUGCCCUGUGAUGAUACAGAAGUGCCGUCGACUGAGUCACCAUCUCCCAUUUUUAAUUCCAAUCAGAACUCCAACCAGCAGGGCCGAACAGGCCGCAGGAGUGCUCCUCGAGCUUUGCUCUCCCAAGGUCUCAACCAGCAGGACAAUGUACCCUGGGAAGUGUCUGCGCUGUUUCCAGCCAAUGUGGAUAUACUGUGCCUAGAAGAGGUGUUUGAUAAGAGGGCAGCACAGAAGCUCAUCAAAGUACUAAGACCCGUGUUUGGACACAUACUGUAUGACAUUGGUGGUUAUGCUUGCCAGCUACCAUGCAGCUGUUCUUCUUUCAAGUUCUUCAACAGUGGCUUGUUCCUCGCCAGCCGUUUUCCUGUGCUCGAGGCCCAGUACCACUGCUUUCCCAACAGCCGGGGGGAAGAUGCGCUGGCUGCCAAGGGCCUCCUUUCAGCUAAGUUGCUAAUCGGGCAGAAUCAGAAACAGAAGAAAGUGGUCGGCUAUUUUAACUGCACACAUCUUCACGCACCAGAGGGCGAAGGGGAAAUUCGCUGUGAGCAGUUAAACAUGGUAACCAAGUGGAUUGGCGAUUUUCAAGCGGCUAACAGACAGCCCGACGAGGACGUUGUUUUUGAUGUGCUCUGUGGCGAUUUCAACUUUGACAACUGCUCACCUGAUGACACCCUGGAACAGAAUCACUGUUUGUUUGAGGAAUACAGAGAUCCUUGCAGGGCAGGGCCUGGAAAAGAGAAGCCCUGGGUCAUUGGUACUCUCCUGGAGCAGCCCACGCUGUAUGAAGAUGACAUAAACACUCCAGAAAAUCUACAAAGAACUUUGGAGAGAGAGGACCUGAGGAAGCAGUAUGUUUCCCCUCCUGUUCCUGCAGAGGACUCUCCAUUGGUUUACCCUGAGACGGGCCAGCCAUGGGUUGGACGUCGGAUCGACUACAUCCUGUACCGUGAAAGCUCCAUAUCAAAGCACUGCCGAACAGAAAUUGAAGAGAUGACUUUUAUAACCCAUCUGGCUGGCCUUACGGACCACAUUCCUGUGGGCUUGAGACUGAAUGUAAUUAUGAACUCUGACUGUGUGGAUGAAUAAGGACUAAAGUGAACUAAGUGUCACCUUCAAACAAAGGGAACAAAAUAUACAAAUGUACAUUGCUCUGAUGUAUAUGUUUACAUUAGGGUUGUCAAAAUAAUGGGUUCAUUUUAAUUAAUUAAUUAUAGAAAAAAUGACUAUGAAUGCAGAUUAACUGUGCCCCAUGAUGCCCCGUGACCUAAUACGUAUGUCACUGAACAUACAACCAUCCACAGUUUUGUAAACACAAUAGAAGGAGAUGACAAAAUGCUGCUUGGCCCAGUGAAUGGAAAAUUUCCAUAAAAAAAAAAAAAAAGCCCAGAUGUGUUGCUGUUGCUUGGAGCACCAUUCUGUGCAAUUUCUUCAGUAUAGUAAGUAAGUAAUUUUCAUACCAUUCAAUUAUUUCGAGCCUGAAAUGUCAUCUCACCUUAGCACCAACCCCGAGGUCAGACCUAGCACAGCCCCUGAUGCAACCGUGAGCAACCAGUCUCUUCAAGCCACACUGGAGCAGGCGUUCAGAGGCAGACAGAGUUAAGUCUGCCCAUCACAGAUUGUUCAUGUGAUUAAUUUCGGUUAAUUAAUCACAAAGCUUGUAAUUAAUUAGAUCAUAUUAUUAUUUUUUAUUCCUUGACAGCCCUAGUUUACAUACUUGAAUUUGUGAUUUUAAUGACAAUGUAUUGACCAAUGAGAUUGUACCUCAGGAAAUCAUGGAUUUAUUGAAAUUUUAUGCUGUUUACAAUUUUAUACAUUUUGGUGGGUUCAGGGCAGAGGUAUUGAUUUUGUAAACCAAUAUAUUUGUAGGACUUUUCAUUCAUGAUUUUUUUUCUUACAUAAAUAAAUAUACAGAGUGCA
Chelmon rostratus (copperband butterflyfish) is the source of this 3111-nucleotide messenger RNA. It is a transcript of the gene smpd5, whose product is annotated as sphingomyelin phosphodiesterase 5. NCBI's taxonomy places the organism in Eukaryota, Metazoa, Chordata, Actinopteri, Chaetodontiformes, Chaetodontidae. The coding region runs from base 520 to 2280 and encodes 586 amino acids. Gene Ontology annotation, biological process: sphingomyelin metabolic process. The record is from RefSeq and is a predicted model, not a curated record. Gene Ontology annotation, molecular function: sphingomyelin phosphodiesterase activity. Gene Ontology annotation, cellular component: extracellular region; cytoplasm. The transcript is spliced from 8 exons.